This is a messenger RNA of Danaus chrysippus (African queen), 2184 nucleotides long. The record is from the annotation of a GenBank genome assembly. NCBI's taxonomy places the organism in Eukaryota, Metazoa, Arthropoda, Insecta, Lepidoptera, Nymphalidae.
AUGGCAGGGACGGCAGAUAGUGAUUUAUCGAUCUCCGAGCUGAAGGCGGAGAUCGAGAGGCUUAGUCGAGAACUUGACCAAGCCAGCAGCGAAAAGAUUCAAUCGGCACAGCUGGGUCUGGUGCUGUUGGAAGAGAAAAGUGCCUUGCAGCUGCGAUGCGAUGAGCUUGAGAGUCUCUACGAAAACACGAAGCACGAACUGGACAUCACACAAGAGGCUUUAAUGAAACUAGAUACAACACAAAAAGUAACCACACAGAGUGGUAUAGAACAAGAAAAUGCCCUUCUUAACGAAUCUGCGGCUAUGGAAAGUUCUCUUACAUUACAAAUUAUUGAAUUGGAAGGAGAAACAAAACAGUUACGACACGAAUUAGAAAGAGUUGUGAGCGAACGAGAUAGAUUGUUGGCGGAAAGUUCUGAACUAGGAGCUGAUAAAGCCACGAGGGAAUCUGAGAGGGCGGCGUUGAGAGCUGAACUGAGAGAAGCGAGGCAGCGGGAACAGCGCUUGAUAGUUGAUAUAGGAGACUUAGAAGAUGAGAAUAUAUCGCUGCAAAAACAAGUCUCAGCGCUACGGUCGUCACAGGUAGAAUUCGAGGGUCUGAAACAUGAGGUUCGUCAAUUGCGUGAAGAAGCGGAGAAUGCACGCGCAGCAGCUGAUGAAACAGCAGCGCUGCGGCGCAUCGCGGAGAGGCAGCUGGCGGAAGCGCUUGAAGCGCUGCAAGCGGAACGUGAAGCCAAAUUCGCGGCCAAGAAGGAAUUAGACGCGCAUCUCAGCCGAGAGGCUCAGUUCAAUAUAACGAAUCUGGCUUACAGUAUACGAGGUAUGCCAGAAGAAGGUGCUGAUGAUGAAGUUGAGGCGGGCGCGUCCGGCGGGGAGCUGGCCGCGGACCAUCACGCGGACCUGUUCUCAGAGGUCCACCUGCACGAGAUAUCAAGACUCGAGAAACAACUGGAACAGGCGCAUAACGAAAACUCACAGUUGUCGUCAGCAUUACGGGCUGCGCAGACGAGCGCGGAGACAGAGAGCGCGGCCGCCGGCGUACUACGGGCGGGACUCGCCCGGCUACUGUCCAGGGUCGCGGCGCUACACACGCUACACGGAGACUGCGCUCCUCUGGAGGACGAUAAGGUCGAAGGUGGCGUGGCAGCUCGAGCGGCCAAAUGGUUGACGUGGUGGCGCGUGUCGGGCGGGGAGCUAGUGGCGCUAUUAGCGGCGCUCAAGGAACUUGACUCGCCGCUCGCGGACGGGUCGCCGGCCGCCUUACAACGAGCACAGCUCGCACAGCUCAGCGAUAGAAUGGCGGACGCUGAGAUAAGAUGCGCCGCGCUACAAGCUGACGCUGACCUGCUGAGGACACUCGCUGGAGGCGCCGGCCGCGCGUUGUCCUCCGCCGCGCCCGCGCUCGCGUCAGCCGCGGACACGCUGGCUCAGCUGUACCACCACGUGUGCGCGGUCAACGGCACUCAGCCCGAGCGACUGCUGUUGGAGCACGCCGGACAAAACGACGGCACAGACGGGUCCGGUCGUGUGGAUGAGGAGGCGUUGGCGCUGGCUGCGGGCGAGCUGGAGGGUCUGCGUGCGGCCGGGCUUGUGGCCAGACAUGCUGACACCUUGCUCGACCAGCUGACACACCUGAGAGCGGCUCUGGACACCGCGCUGGACUCCAGACAUAGACACCAACCAGUUAUGGAGAGCAGCGACCGCGGGGCGGAGCUAGGCGAGCUACAAGAACAAGUUAUCAAAUUGAAGUCUCUCCUGUCUACUAAGAGGGAGCAAAUCGCGACGCUAAGGACCGUUCUCAAGUCCAAUAAAAACACAGCAGAGGUCGCUCUCGCUAACCUCAAGUCGAAGUAUGAAACGGAGAAGACCAUCGUCACGGAAACCAUGUUGAAGCUGAGGAACGAACUACGGCUGCUCAAGGAAGACGCUGCUACGUUCUCCAGUCUCCGCGCCAUGUUCGCGGCCCGCUGUGAGGAGUACGUGACCCAAGUGGACGAGCUGACGCAGGCGCUGGCCGGCGCCGAAGACGAGAAAAAGACACUCAACCAACUAUUGAGACUCGCCGUGCAGCAGAAACUGUCGCUCACACAACGACUUGAAGAACUUGAGGUGGACCGCGAGAUGCGCACGCGCCGCGUCCCCAAGGCGGGCGGCGCAGCGCGCGCACGGCCGCGGGACUUCUAG